Anopheles gambiae (African malaria mosquito) is the source of this 785-nucleotide messenger RNA. RefSeq lists its product as uncharacterized. The record is from RefSeq and is a predicted model, not a curated record. The transcript has 2 exons. Lineage: Eukaryota; Metazoa; Arthropoda; Insecta; Diptera; Culicidae. Bases 48 to 671 code for a protein of 207 amino acids.
AUCUCAAUAAACUAGACCGUACGUUACAGCGCAACCUUUAUAUUAGUAUGCAGCUUAUGUGCCGUCAGCUGGUCUGCCAAUGUCGCUCGAUUCCACCACGUCAGCUGCCAGCUGCUAGGCGUACGACCACUGGAACGGUUCAUCCAAAUGUCGUACGAUCGUCCACCCCCGUAAUGUCCUCCAAAAAAUCACGUAUUCUUUCGCAUUAUCUUCACGCCCCAGUCAGCAAGCAACCAACAGUCCAAGGAUUCUUACUAACCACACUCCAAUCGGGGUAUAUAAAGCACGCACGAAAUGUUUGGAAAUCAGUUCACUUGCUAACGCAUCCACAGCAGCAUUUGCCUUUCUUCUCCAACGCAAACCACCCAAAACCAAACCCAAUCAAAAUGUUCAAGAUUGUGUGCCUGUUCGCCAUCAUCGCCGUUGCUUCCGUUUCGGCCAAGGCUGACCCAAAGCCGGGCGUACUGGCCUAUGCUGCGGCGCCGGCCGCUUAUGUCGCUGCUGCCCCGGCCGCCUACGUCGCUGAGGGUGCCGCAGUGUACGAGCGUACCUUCCACGGAAACACUGCGCCGCUGGCUUACACCUAUGCCGCUCCCUACGUGGCGGCUGCUCCGGUUGCAUACUCCUCGCCGUACGUUGCCGCCGCUCCGGCUCAGGUGCUGCUGAAGUAAAUUGGAAAAAAACGUGACCAGAUAACCAUCGGAUGUUUGUUACCGCUCUGCAAUAGUGAAGUUGUAAAUACUCUUUUGUUGACUGAAUGAAUUCACGCAUUUGCUGUCUCUAAA